Messenger RNA from Moneuplotes crassus, 2781 nucleotides. The record is from the annotation of a GenBank genome assembly. NCBI's taxonomy places the organism in Eukaryota, Ciliophora, Spirotrichea, Euplotida, Euplotidae.
AUAAAACCAAUGAAGAAGAGUAAAGCUAGUACAAGGAUUAUUGGGAGAACAACAAAAUAUCAAUCAAAGACAGGGAUGUCUAGCACAGUAAAGAAAGCAAAACCUUCUGCAAUCAUCAAGAAGGAGAUAGAGGGAAAGAAAGAGUCUACUAUCAAGGCCAGAAAGAAUAGGAUUAGGCCAUUUGCUACAAACCAAAAGUCAUCCUCAAAGUUGAAGGAGGUUUCGAUUAAACCUUCAAAGCUGGACUCAAGGGAAGGAUCUCCUCAUGGAAUAAUUACCCAGGAAAAGUUGAAUAAUAAGAGAGCUUCAACUUCAAAUACAAAAACGAGACAAAGGAAGCCAUUUCGGCCCCCUCAAGAUGACCCAGAAAGUUCGGAGACUGAUCUUCAUACAGAAAAAGCUUACAUUAAGAAGGUAGCUAUCGGAGCUUCAGUCAAUUUGAAGACAAAUGAGAUCCAAAGUAAUAUCGAUGGAUACUCUCAAAGUGACCUGUGGGAAAGAGAAGAUAGCAAAGGAUAUUUAGAAAACAGCAGGAAGCUUCUAGAUCGUCUCAAGAAAAACCCCUCUUGCGAAUAUGAUGCAAGGAAUACCAUCUCAGGAGGAAGUCCAAACAUUAGGUCUAAAAAGGAUAGGUUCAAGGUCAUUACGACUAAGAUGGUUAAAGAAAGUCUGGUAAACUCAGAGCCAAGGAGAAAAUAUAUUCCUCCUGAAUCAAGAGCACCUGGCCAGGUUGAUAGAAUUCAGAUCAGCCUUGACAAUAACACCUCUGAUACUAAAGAAGAUCCUCAUAAGCUUGAUUCAAAUGCUUCAAAGGAAUUAAAAAGGCUGAAUGAAGUAAGCUCCUAUGCUUCAAAUGGGCCUAUCAUGAAAAGUAUUGUCGAAGAGGAGAUAGUAGAAAUCACAGAAAACGAAGUGGAUCCUUAUCCUCAGAGAUCCACUGCUAUUAAUGAGUUAGUUAGGAGUAAAGAUACAUUCCCAGGAGGGCUCAAAGAAAAAGCUCAAAAUUCAACUCCAAAGAAAGAUUUUUCAACAAAGGCAAAUCUGCCAAAUAGAUCACCAAGAAAUGGAGGGAUCAGGCAUGUCAUUGACAAAAAUGAGGGUGCAAUCGUCUCUAACGAGAAGAAUGUAAUAUCUUCAAACGAGAAAACAGUCCUCAAGAAGACCAUUGAUGCCCCUAAAAUACCUAUUGGAAGCCAUAAAGCAUCAAUAAACAGCACAACUCAGCAGGAUUUCUUUGCUCAUAGUAAUUCACAUAAUAUCGAAUACAAACAGAAGUCAAGACCAAGCUUCCAUAGUGCAAGGGACGAUGACAAUGGAGCUAUAGGCCAGAACGGGAACAAAUCUCCUUCUGCGAAUACAGAACAGCCUGCAUUCUCCCCAGGAAGGACGAUGGGAGGCUCCCCAGUGGUCCAAUCCAACGAGGGAAAACUGAUUAAGAAGCUUGGUGAAAAACAAAAGAUGUUGGAGAAAUAUGAAUCUAUGCUACAGAAGGUCAAUGUUGAGUUCCAAAAUACACUUAACCAAAACAAAGAUCUGGCAAACCAGAUCUCAAUGCUUGAACUUAGAUGCCACCAAGCUGAGAGUAAGGUCCAAGGCACUCAGGAGACUACAGAAAGUCAGAGAUAUAAUCUCCAGAGGCAGAUUGAUGAAUUGGUUUUAGAGAAAAAUGAGAUACAUCAGAACUCUUUAGAACAACUUAAAUCUAAGAAUCAAGAAAUUGAUAACUUGCAGAAGACCAAGCUUGAACUGGAGCAAAGACUUGCUUCACAAGCUGAAGAGGUUGCAAACUCUACAAAGGAAUCAGUUGAGGCUAAAGCUAUGGUUGAAGAACUUCAAAAGAAAAUAAUGCUGCAAAGCGUUGAGAUACAACAAAAGAAUGACGAUUAUACAACAGAUGUCACUAACUAUGAUCUGGCAUCACAAACCUUUAAGAAAGAGAUAGAACAAUUGAUGAAGCAGAGAAAUGAUUUAAUGGAAGAGAACAAGGCUCUUAAGGAGCAAAACUGGAAAGAAGGGUUGGUUUCAAGGCAAGUGGUUACUGAAAGCGAGGCUUUGAAGAGAGAAAUCCUUAAUCUAAGAAACACUAUUGAAAUCUCAAAUGAAACUGAGAAAGAAUACAAAAAUGAGAAUAAGUAUCUUAAGGAGGCUUCUUUGAUGCAAGAGAAAAAGGCAUUAGUUUAUCAGAGUAUUAUCACUCAGGGUGAUCAGUUCAAUAACAACUUAGCCAAUAACUUGCAAAGUUCACUUGAAUUGCUAAGGACUUCUGAAGAAAUUAAUAAGGGGCUAGUACUAAUCAAGCUUGAAAAAUUGCUAGAGGAUGUAGGAAAUCAUAGAUUCAAGACAAAGAGCAAACUAGAGCAAAUGACAUUACAAGCUCCAAUCCAAUCUUCAUUUGAUCCUUCUUUGAUUAAGCCUGAUAUGAAGUUCACUGCAAACCCAUUAAGCUUCUCCCAAGAUGCUUUGACAGGUUUUAAAUUAGACAUGUCUCCUACUAGAAUUAGUCCUACUGAAAUGUCACCAACUAGAGUUUUAAACACAAACACUCUGAUGUCUAAAAUGUCAAAUUUCGAGAUGUCUCCUCCUACAAAAGACGGAAGAAGUCCUGUAAGACAAGCUGUACCAGAGACAGUUCCUGUAACCAGCGAGCACCUCCGCAAAUCAAGGAAGGAAAGAAUAGACCCAGCCCAGAUGCAGCCUGCUGGCAUGAAAUCUACCAAAGACAACCAAUAUUACUAACCCAGAUCCUGCUCAAAUAAUUCCCCCGAAUAAACCUUCCUCUUU